Dromiciops gliroides (monito del monte) is the source of this 2614-nucleotide messenger RNA. It is a transcript of the gene FGR, whose product is annotated as FGR proto-oncogene, Src family tyrosine kinase. Gene Ontology annotation, molecular function: non-membrane spanning protein tyrosine kinase activity; signaling receptor binding; ATP binding. Gene Ontology annotation, biological process: integrin-mediated signaling pathway; cell differentiation; protein phosphorylation. The transcript is spliced from 11 exons. Bases 641 to 2056 code for a protein of 471 amino acids. Gene Ontology annotation, cellular component: extrinsic component of cytoplasmic side of plasma membrane. The record is from RefSeq and is a predicted model, not a curated record. NCBI's taxonomy places the organism in Eukaryota, Metazoa, Chordata, Mammalia, Microbiotheria, Microbiotheriidae.
CGCUAUGGUCCUGAGCCCACCAGGGCCGCCUCCCCUUGCCCCACCAACAUUCCCAACUUCAAUACUUUCUGCCAACAACCUGUCAGCAUGCCAGCUUUCGUGAAUUCCAUCCCCCCAAAGCCUGGAGGCAUUGCAGGUCAGCUCUCAGAGGGAUGGGGAGGGCAGGAGGUACCAGUGGGGAGGUAGGGCUGGCCACAGAACUUUGGGUAGAAGGAAACAGGAUACUGUCCUAUGAGCCGAGGAAAGAGACAUGGCUCCUGCCUUCAAGAAGCCCCCAGUCUGAAAAUGGAAAGUCAUCCCCACUCCCCACUCCUGCCCUCCGGAAGCCUAUUGUUGUGAGAAGGGAGGUAUGAUCCUUGGCUUCAGAAAACUGAUGAUGUAAGUGGUGGGGGAGGGGGGGGAAUAUGUCCCUGCCCUGCCGGAGACUCUGGUCUAAGAGAAGACUGGACUAGGCACGCAUCCAAGAACCAAAGGUGGGGUGGGGAACUGAGGGAUGCACUAUGGAAUGAGUAGUGCAGGGCAGGGGAAUCAGGAAAGGCUUUCUGAGAGAGGGCGGAGCACAGGACCUAGUAGAGAGGAGGGAAGAUGUCCAAACAGCAGGGACAGAAAUGAGGACAGGCUUGCCUAGUUGGAAUAAGGAAUGGGAGCUAAAGAAUUUGGACACUGGCAGAGUCAAGAGCUGGAUGAAACAGGUCCUGGAGUGACUCUUUUCAUAGCCCUUUAUGGAUAUGAUGCUAGGACUGAAGAUGACCUCACCUUCGCCAAAGGAGAAAAACUCCACAUCCUCAAUGACACUGAGGGUGACUGGUGGGAGGCCAGAUCCCUGAGCUCUGGACGCACUGGAUACAUCCCUAGCAACUAUGUGGCUCCUGUGAACUCCAUCCAGGCAGAAGAGUGGUACUUUGGGAAGAUAGGUCGAAAGGAUGCUGAAAGGCAGCUGCUGAACCACAACAACCCUAGAGGAACCUUCCUUAUCCGGGAAAGCGAGACCACCCAAGGGGCCUAUUCUCUGUCCAUCCGAGACUGGGACGAGAAUAAAGGGGACCACAUAAAACAUUACAAAAUCCGUAAACUGGACAAUGGCGGGUACUACAUCACCACCCGGGUCCAGUUUGAUUCUGUCCAGCAGUUGGUGCAGCACUAUACUGAAUUCAACGAUGGACUGUGCUACCUACUCACAAAGCCUUGUGCCGUCAUGAAACCAGGAACCCUAGGCCUGGGUAAAGAUGCCUGGGAGAUCAACAGAGAAUCCAUCACCCUGGACCAAAAACUGGGCAUGGGCUGCUUCGGGGAUGUAUGGAUGGGCACUUGGAAUGGCUGCAUCAAGGUGGCGGUGAAGACACUGAAGCCUGGCACGAUGUCCGCACCCGCCUUCCUGGAGGAGGCUCAGAUCAUGAAGAAGCUACGUCACGACAAGCUGGUGCAACUGUAUGCCGUGGUGUCCGAAGAGCCCAUCUACAUCAUCACAGAGUUCAUGAGCCAUGGAAGUCUGCUGGAAUUCCUCAAAGAGGGUGAAGGCCAAGACCUGAGGCUGCCCCACCUGGUAGACAUGGCGGCUCAGGUGGCCGCAGGCAUGGCAUACAUGGAGCGCAUGAAUUACAUCCACCGGGACCUACGGGCAGCCAAUAUCCUUGUGGGGGAUGGAUUGGUGUGCAAGAUCGCUGACUUUGGACUGGCACGGCUCAUUGAGGAUGAUGAAUACAAUCCCCGUCAAGGAGCCAAGUUUCCCAUCAAGUGGACCGCUCCAGAGGCCGCGCUGUUUGGCAGGUUCACCAUCAAGUCUGACGUCUGGUCUUUUGGGAUCCUGCUCACUGAACUCAUCACCAAGGGCCGGAUUCCCUACCCAGGUAUGAAUAACCGGGAGGUGCUGGAACAGGUAGAGCGAGGGUACCGAAUGCAGUGCCCCCCGGGAUGCCCAUCAUCUCUAUAUGACAUCAUGGAACAGUCAUGGCGUCAGGUUCCAGAGGAGAGGCCUACUUUUGAAUACCUGCAAUCCUUCCUUGAGGACUACUUCACAUCCACUGAACCCCAGUACCAACCGGGUGAUCAAUCCUAGCCCCUACCUCAUGCCACCAGAACACUGGACACCAUGAAGUGUACCUACUAUGGCACCCUACUAGUCACUCAGCCCUGUCCCCAGCAGCUUCAUUCCAGGGUCUGGCUUGAGGGACAAGUCAAGGACAUCUUCUCUAAUUCUCACCUCUACUCCAGGCACAACUUCCCCAAAAGGAUGAACUUGAAUUUCCUGGGAGUCUGGCCUCUACUCCUAACCUUCAAGUUUCACUAGUCCAUCCUUAGCCUUCCCAUAAAUCUUAGGGUUCAUCCUCUUGGUGCCCCAGACCCCUCUGCUCUGACAUUAUUUAUGAAGCUAUUUUCCCUUUCUCUGGUCCUUGCACUCCUCCAAUCUUCACCCCUCCACCCACAGGCCCUUCCUCUUGCUUUUUUCUUUCCCUCUCUUGUGGCUCCCCAUCUCUGUCCCCUCCAGAUUCUUUUGGCUUCUCUUGCUGCUGCUGUGCUGGAACCAGGGGUGGGUUGAAAGGACACACUUACCUACUCUCUGUAGCCCCGUGUUAAUUCUUUAAUCAAAUCUGUAUAAUAAAGGAAAAAAACUAUU